Nematolebias whitei (Rio pearlfish) is the source of this 3099-nucleotide messenger RNA. RefSeq names its product protein FAM110A. The transcript is spliced from 2 exons. Lineage: Eukaryota; Metazoa; Chordata; Actinopteri; Cyprinodontiformes; Rivulidae. The coding region runs from base 501 to 1844 and encodes 447 amino acids. The record is from RefSeq and is a predicted model, not a curated record.
GUCUGUCAGCUGGAGAGCCGUGUGUGUUUGUGUGUGUCUGUUGGUGUGUAGACGUUUUUCUGUUGAUGAACGACGGACUGAAAUCGGAUAGUCGUACCAUUUUCUCACCCGGACUUCUCUUUUUUGUUGUUGUUGUUUACUCUUCAGGACUGUGGGGCUCUGCUGGACUUUUUGUACCCGAUCACAGCUGGACUCGGUUAUCAGACAGGAGGCGCAGCGGUCGUGAAAAGGACCGUCAAAGGCUGCCGUGUUGCCGUCUGACUUACCAGACCUUCAUUUUGGAGCUAACAAGUGGUCCAGACCUGCACACUAACCCAGACCAGCUGACAGAGGUGGUCUAGCCAGUCCUGAUGUGGAAUUUCACCCCCACUAACCCCGUCCCAGGAGUAACCUUUCACUGAGCCGGGACUAGAAUAAAGAAGGAUAAAAGAUUAAGAGAGGGGAGACGGAAGAAAGGAGGACCAAGGGGAGUGCAGCAGAUCAGCAAACGCCCCUCCAGCAUGCCGGUGGAGACGCUGCGUCCCUCAGAUGGCCGACUGGCCGGGGUCCCCUUCACCUCCGCCAUGCCCUUCAGGAUACUCAACAAGGGCCCGGGCUAUUUCCGCCCUUCGGUUGAGCAGGGGACCCGCAAACUGAGCGCCGUGGAGCGUCUGGAGGCCGACAAGGCCAAGUAUGUGAAGAGCCAGCAGGUGGCCCUCACUCGUCAGGCGCCCAUCCAACCCCCCAUCCGCAAACCCCUUCUUCCUCCAGCGAUGAUGGCUCAUAGCCACAUCAACACUCCUCUGGCUCGAAAGGUUCCCCGCUGCCCAGCCGAUACGGAGAGCGGUGGAGGCAGGGAGAAAAGACCCGCUUUCAGUUUGGAUAUUCUGAAUAAUCUAAUUGGUGACGUUUGUGACGGGACGCAGUCGUCUUUGUCCACCUCUCCCUCCUCAUCCUCCCCUUCGUCGGGAGUUAAGAGCAUCUGCAGCAGCCUUUCUGCAGAACAGGACAAGAGCAAGAGACUCCUCAACAACCUUAAACCGCAGUCUUCAGCCACCACCUCUCCUCUCAGUAAGAACACCCGCCCUCCUGUCACAGAACUCGCCCAUCGUCCGCCCCCCGUCCCGGCGCGGGCGCCUCGUGGGGUUCCAGCAAGCUACAGCUCUCCUAACUCGGUGACGGUGCGCAGGGUGGAUGUUCGGCCUCACGCUGAGAUAAAGAAGCCACAGAGGGCUCAGCUGCGGCCCCCACUCAGGCCCAGACAGACGGCCCAGGGUCAGGUCCCACACCCUCAGGUCCCACCACCCCCUCCCCCACAGAAACAGCCACACCUUCCUUACAAGGUCAACACUUCAUCCCAAACCCAGCCCCCUCCUGCCUACCUGCCUGCCAGUCCUCUGCUGGUCCGAGCACGAGCGAUCCCCCCGGCCUCGCCCGCCUUCACCCGCAUAUCCAACACCAGCUCCAAGGCUUCGUCCCGGAAGCACCCGACCCUGCACCGCUCCAAGUCGGACCUGAGCGACCGCUACUCCCGCGCCACCGCCGACCUGGAGCGCUUCUUCAACUACUGCGGUUUGGACCCGGGGGAGGUGGAGGGCAUGGGCGGGGUGGAGCGCUUCACCAGGGCCAACUCGGACAUCGUGUCCGUCUCCAAGCUCCGCAGCGUCAGCACGUCGAGCUCCGAGUGCGGGGACGACGCCGAGCGGAGGAGGGAGUGCGGAGGGGACGAGGACGACGGGCCCCUGGGGGCCAACGAUCGAGUCCCUUACGGAAUCUCCAUCAUCGAGAGGAACGCUCGAGUCAUCAAAUGGCUCUACGGCAUCCGCCAGGCGAGGGACGCCAACGGUGCCGUUUCUAACGUAUGAGAGGACGUCGCCUGUUCAUGUUUCGCUGCCUUACGUCACAGUUUUACAUCCGUCGUCUGUGAAGACGAGUCUGUCGUGGAAGUUACGACUUGUUGGACAAUUUACUGCCCUGUUCCGUCAAUCGAUCCUGUACAGCAGCAAUACCGGUAUGCAAAAGCAAUAAGUGGUGUGAAUGAUGAAGAUGAUUGUGAGCUGUGUUGAAGUAAAAGGUACGUGUGUGCGUGCGUGUGUGUUCAUACCAGCAAACUCAGCAGACUGAAGCUCAGCUACCAACUGCCAACAUGUUGCACAGAGACCGAUGAGCAGACCAGGAAGAGAACCACGUUGAUACUGUGAAACCCAAGACGAAAAACAAAAAGCUUCCAUAAACACAUUAUUUUUUUACAGUAAACAAAAAAAAACUACUUUGGCUGUAAGACUGUUAUUGUGUGUCAGCAUGCAAGUUUGUAUUAACGACAUUUCAGCACAGAUUCAGGUCAGUCAGGUAAAGCUCGCUGCGUCUGAUCGUGACGUUUAGUUUCCUGAAACUCGUGCCGCGCUGGUGCGGCCGGAGAAAUCGGUUUUACUGCGUACGUCUUGGCACGAAUGGAAGAACGAGUUGUGUGAUGAAGGAUGAUCUCACAUUGAAGCAGAUGGUUGAAGCAAGUGGAGUGAUCGAUAUUUACCCACAAGAGUUAACUGAAGCCUGAUCAGAGCACAUGUGGUGAAUCUGGUGUGUGAAUAUGUCUGUGGCUCCGGAAGUGUCUCAGGAAGACGGCACACAGUGGAAAAAUGGACCAAUAUUUAUUUGGAAAAUGUAACUUAAUGUAUUUUUAGUAAAGGAUUACUUUGUGUAGAAAUAUUAGUCUUUGCUCUGAAGUGCAAUCUGAUUAUUUACUGUAAUUCCAACGUACAGUUUGUAGGAAGACGUCAAAACGUGCAGAGACAUUCCUGCUGCUGUGGGGACCGUUGUGCAUUUAUAACUUCCUGUUACAGUGGGAACAAGACACGACUCCCCCCAUCCACCUCUGCAUCUAGUUUUAUUUAAUUCUUCAGGGUUCUUCUUGUUUUUUAUAUUUUGUUUUCUUCUUUAUACAAAGAGCAGCAGCGUACGGCGGCAAUCAGACCAGAAAGCUGGAGAACGCCACAGCAGUGACUGAACCAAGUGUGCUUUUUAAUCAGGCACUGGAUGCCCAAAGAGUCCUCAGAUAAGAAGAGAUUUACGAUGAUUUACCGCGUUGUAUCCUGAAACGUCAAUAAAAAAUGUUUGCACAUG